AUAAAUGGAGUAUUUCUUCUUCCUUAAACGACAGAGCCGUGUAAUGAUGAAUUCCCAAAAGUGCAAGUGAGAUCUACAGGCAUCAAUGGAGGGGUAUGUGUGGGCAAUCGCUGCUGGACUAAACGCUGCUCUUGCAGCCAUCUCUGCCAAAUUCUUCACCUCCCAGCUCAUCAAAUAUGGUUGUGUCAUAUUAUUCAAUGUCACAAUGUGGGGAUGCUAUGUGAAUAGCCUUAAAGCCCUAUCAUCUCUACAAGCUACUGUGACAAACUUUGCAACCAACUUUUUAUCAUCUGGAUUGGCUGGAUUUUUGCUUUUCAGGGAGCCACUACCAGUCCAGUGGUUUGCAGGCGCUUCACUUAUUGUGCUUGGAGUUAUUGUUCUGAGCAAGUCGAGCAUAGAGAAGAAACCUCAUACAAGUUAGAUUAGAUAGCAGGCUUUCUGGAUUUAACUUCCGUUUCUGCAAUCAAUUUCUUGACUGUUUAGCUUUGAAGUUAUGAGCCAAAUUUCAGAUGCAGAUUUUAUUGGCCAUAUAUUGCGUUAGUGUGGCUAUGCUAAUAUUGAAGUUUUGCUGCUCCUGUAAUACUCAAUGUUUCUCCUUUAGUUAAGAGGGAUAAGAAUUUUCUACUUCUUAACCAUUGUCUCGGGUUCGAUGGAAAAAUUAUGAUAGAGAGCACUUCCCGUUUAA
Molecule: messenger RNA, 685 nt
Organism: Lycium barbarum (goji berry)
Lineage: Eukaryota; Viridiplantae; Streptophyta; Magnoliopsida; Solanales; Solanaceae
Exons: 3
Coding region: 86-421 (111 amino acids)
Source: RefSeq, a predicted model, not a curated record